UCUCUUGUGCGAGACUUGGCGAUUUGGAAGUUUUCCACUGCUACCUGCUGCGAUUCUCACCUCUGCAUCACCACAUCAUCUUAUUAAUUCACUUAUACUCAUACAAGUUCUUUUGCACAUAGUAACAUUCAGUUACACACACGCACACACACACACACACACACACACACAUUUAAAUAACCACCUUUCCCCCCCCAGGUGUCUUCUUUUUUUCUACUGUGGUCUUAUAGGAUGCCCCGUAGAGGACGGCGCUCCGAGGCGGCCAAGGUGAGAUGGAGGAAGCUGGAGAGUGUGCCGGUCGUCGCCAAGCCUGGGACACCACCGCUCGCACCCAGCGCUUGGAACCCGACUCGGUCUCCGCCGACGAAGAUGUCCCGACUGCUGGAGGGUGGCCUGCCCUACCAGAUGUCGCCCGUGGUUCGCCAGGACGAGGAGCCCCGUGAGCAAACGACCUCUCGUGUGUCACGCCGUGGGACGGGGCGUCGCCAUCUGGUGGAGACGUGGCCAGCUUCCCGGGUGACCAGACGGAGCUGCAAGUUGGUUCUGCCUACUGCCGAGGCUCUGGAGAAGAAGUUUGCUCUUUUGGUUGGUGAUUCCCAUCUGCGUGCUAUUGUGGAUGGGUAUUGUACCAUGCCAAAGGGCGACUUCUUCUUAGGGAUGCUUGCAUCUCCCGCGCGGCUUGAGGUGCUGGAUGCAGUUCUGCCUCGGCCCCCCGAGGUGAUCUGUCUUCUGGCCCCAAGUAACAACUUGACCGCCAGCAGGACCUUCGUGGAGGCCGGAGCGGCGUUUGACGCUUUGUUGCGUACCGUCUGCAAUCUCUCUGCUAAUGUGGUCGUUGUGGACUUUCCCCCACGUCUUCGCGUGGAGGAGAGUGUGCAACAGCUGCUGCGGCAGGAGUUUCAACGUGUGGCUGCUCAGAGAGGUGUUCGGUACUUGCCUGUCACUGAACACUUCCCGUUGAGCAGCCUAGCCUUGUGGAGCAGGGACGGCGUUCAUCUGAGCGAUCGUCCUGGGAUGGAGGUCCUUUCUCAGUUGCUUGAGGCGGCGGUCUCUUCGCAACUUGAGUUAAGUGCACCGAAAUCUCCAGCUCCUGUGAUGUUGGCUCCUCCCCCCCCUGGGACGGCAUCCCCCCCCGCGGUGAGACGUCCCCUGCCCCGGCUGGUUGUGGUUGGCGAGGUGGCUGCUCCGCGUCGUUCUGACCCCUUCGCCUGGACUGUGGUUGGUGGCCGUAAGUCGCCUCGCGGGGGCCAGGGUGGUGAUGGCUAUCCACAGGCCACUGGGAGGAUGGUUGACCAACAGGGAGACCUGCUGGAUUCUUCCAUCCCCCCGAAUCCUGUGUGGUUCAGCCCAACGUUGCUGGAGGAGAUGGACCGGAUCGUUCCUGCGUCUGGCCUUGACGCUCCGAUACCUACAUGUUCUCCGACGAGGAAGAAGAAGACGAGUCCGAGGCGUCGUCCAAUUUCCGAUCCCUCCAAGCUGAAUCCGGUGGAGCGGCAGAUGGAGGGAGCGCCGAGAGAGACCACCACGCCAGCUCGUCGCCAGGCACGGAGUCCGGUCCCCCCGAUGGACGUCGAGGCCCCUGCCGAGUCCUCUUCCGUGCCGCUGGAGGACCAUGUCCGGGAUGGGAGCUGCCAGAUUUCUGCGCUGGAACCCAGGAUCAGCGGUCCACCUGUCCUGUCGGUAAGUGCCUCACAUUCUCAAGCCGACAAAAGGUAUGCUGCAUUUUCCCGCAAUCACCAGUGCACAUGCAUGGCACUCACAUUUUUAGCUUACCACAAUGAGGGGUUGCAGUUUGACACAGUGUUGCUUGACAGAGUGAUUGAAAAAGGAGACCAACUUUAUGUCGGCGUUAAACAGCAACUGAUCAGUGAUGGAACGUUUCGUGACAAUCACUUGACAUUUGAAGAGAUGCCUGACCAUGUGUUGACUGACAGGAACAUCUAUGCUGUACACACAACUGGUUUAAGGGUAGGUCAUGUUUUUGCUGGUAGCGGGAGCCCUCAAGGAUCUCGACAAUUGGGUUUGCCUCUUGCCCUGCAACUGGAAUGUCUGUCGGAAAAUGUCACCCAUGCUUUUCUUUUGGUGACUCCAGAGUGCAUUGCAGUUUUCAGGGACAGAAGCGGUCGGUUUGGAGUUUUUGAUUCCCACUCAAGAAAUUCAGCAGGCCUGCCCCACCCCAGUGGAACUGCAGUAAUGAUGACUUUCUGCAACUUGUCUGACAUGGUCAACCAUCUGCUAAAGCUCUUUCGAAACCGCGGCCCCAAUGCCACCUAUGAGUUUGUGCCAGUAGGUUUUGUUAGGGACAAUGAUGACCCCUCUGAGGAUUUGGCCUUUCAGAACGUUUCACCUGCAAGCACAAAAGUAAGUCCAACUGUUUUCAAACCAGACGGCACCUCUGAAGAGGAAAUGCCUCCUUGGCUUAAGGAAGUUGCAAACGUAUUAGAGGAGACAGCUCCAACCAUUCCAAAUUUCUCAAAAGUUCCAAAAGCCAAAAGAAGAAAAAUUAAGAUCAGGGUCAAAACGCAACAGGGACAGAAUGUAGUAAAUAAAAUGAAACAAAGUUCAUCUGAAAAAGAAAAAUAUCUCAAAUCUCCAACAUUUAGGACCAAAAAGCUACAGGCCUUAAAAGAAACAUACAUUCUUCAUCAAGAACAGAGGAAGGAUCAGAUCAAAAAUAGAUAUAGGACAGAUGCAUCAUUCCGGAAGAGACAAAUAAAUUACGUUAAGUACAGAUUCAACUUUGUCCGCAGCUUCAGAGCCAGUCAUAAAGCCUACAUGGCUGAGUAUAUAAGAAAAAGGUUCAGAGAUGAUCCUGUCUUUAGAAACAGACAAAAAGCAUACAUUAGGAAUCGAUUCAGAAACGAUCCAGUCUUCAGAAGCAGACAAAAAUCAUACAACAGGAAUCUAUUCAGAAACAAUCCAGUCUUCAGAAGCAGACAAAAAUCAUACAAUAGGAAUCGAUUCAGAAACGAUCCGGUCUUCACAAGCAAACACAAAAAAACAAUGUGUGAAUACAUGAAGGCGAAGUAUCAUAGUGAGCCUGGUUAUCAAGUCAAACAUAAAGAAAAAUGUGCUGCCAACAGAAGAGUUAGACUAUCAAGACAAGCACUGGCCAAAAAUUUAACACUAGGACAUGCUUUGCGAAUCAGAAGAAAGUACAAAAGAAAUGUAGGCUUCCACUUUGAAACCCCACGCCCUCUGAUGAGUGACGAAAUGAAAGCUGCAAUACAAAACUUUUACAAAAACAUUCAAAACGGACCCACAUAUGUUUGCACUGUGUGCCACAGAGCUCUUUUCCCCAAUCAAGUAAAGCACUGUAAACGAGGUAAAUAUACUAAGAACAUGCGUGUGGUAGCUGAUUGUCUAACAGGUACGUAUGUUCAUGUGUGUGGAUCUGCAUGCUCUACCCCAUGCUCUGUACCCGAAGAGAGGAUGGGGGAGUGGAUCUGCUACACAUGUGACAGCCAUCUAACUAGAGGAAAGAUGCCAUCGAUUGCUGCUGCCAAUAACCUUCACCUGGCUUCGGUUCCCACAGAGCUUGCGGAAUUGAAUGUACUUGAAAGGCAAUUAAUUGCAAAGAUUUUACCUUUUGCAAAAAUUGUUUCCUUGCCAAAAGGACAGCAAAGGGCAAUACAUGGAGCUGUUGUUUGUGUUCCUUCUGACAUGGAAACAGUUGUAAACAGUCUUCCGAGGCCCCGUGAGGAAGCCCAGCUUUUACAGGUGAAGCUUAAGAGAAAAACCAAAUAUAAAGGUUACCAAUAUUUUUACACGGUCAAUAUGAAAAAUGUCUUGGGUGCACUAAGAAAGCUUAAAGAGAGUCACCCAGAUUACAAAGAUGUAACUAUAAAUGAAAGUGCAACAUUUGAGGGUUUCCAAGACGACCAGCCAGUUGAGGACGCUGAUCUACAGGCAGAGGAGGCUGAAAUGGAUGCAGCAACAGACCAGCAGCCUGACCACAUAGGGGCAGAGCAUCAGGCACUUCGCCCUGGUCUGAUCUUGGACACCUGCAUGCAGCCUCCUGACAUAGCACAGGAAGUAUUAUCAUAUGGAGAAGGGAUUUUCAGCAUUGCGCCGGCUCAGGGGAACAAGCCCAUCUCCUUCUUCAGUGUUCCAAGACUUGAAGCCAAGGCUUACCCUGUGCAUUUCCCAACUGGAGUAAACACUUUAGAUGAAUCCCGCCGUGUUGCACUUUCACCGAGUAUGUAUUUCAAUGUACGGCUUUUCUCAAUAGAUACUCGGUUUGCCAAAGACCAGAGUUACCUUUUCUUUGCUCAGUUUGUGACAGAAACUCAUAUUGCCAAUGACAGUAUGUCCAUUCAGACAAGAAAAGGUAAACCAAGCACCAAAGAUGGAAAAAAUAUUUCCAGCAAAAUGCUCCAGAACAAAGAGGAGUUGGAAAAACUGAUCCAAAAUAAAGAGGCCACCCGUUUCAUGCAACCCUUGAGAGGAACUCCCGCUUAUUGGGAGAAAGGAUUACGGGAUUUGCACGCCAUGGUGAGGCAACUUGGAAAGCCCACUUUCUUUUGCACAUUCUCUGCUGCUGAAAUGAGAUGGCCAGAAGUCAUUGAGGCCAUCAAAGGUCAACAUGGGGAGCAGGUAAGUUUUUCUGAGCUUGACUGGAAUGCAAAGUGUGACAUUCUUAGAAGUAACCCUGUCACCGUCAUGCGCAUGUUUGAAAAGAGAGUGGAUGCACUUUUCAGAGACCUCAUUCUUUCCCCUGCGCAGCCCAUUGGACCAGUUGAGGAUUACUUUUAUCGUGUGGAAUUUCAGGCAAGGGGUUCACCCCAUAUCCAUGCUGUGAUAUGGAUAAAGGAUGCACCUGAAAUGGAAGACCCUCAUUUUUGA
This is a messenger RNA of Gambusia affinis (western mosquitofish), 4845 nucleotides long. RefSeq lists its product as uncharacterized. The transcript is spliced from 14 exons. NCBI's taxonomy places the organism in Eukaryota, Metazoa, Chordata, Actinopteri, Cyprinodontiformes, Poeciliidae. The record is from RefSeq and is a predicted model, not a curated record. Bases 232 to 4845 code for a protein of 1537 amino acids.